Molecule: messenger RNA, 1439 nt
Organism: Drosophila obscura
Lineage: Eukaryota; Metazoa; Arthropoda; Insecta; Diptera; Drosophilidae
Gene: RfC3
Product: replication factor C subunit 5
Exons: 6
Coding region: 71-1072 (333 amino acids)
Biological process (GO): DNA-templated DNA replication; DNA repair
Cellular component (GO): nucleus; DNA replication factor C complex
Molecular function (GO): ATP hydrolysis activity; DNA binding; DNA clamp loader activity
Source: RefSeq, a predicted model, not a curated record
GAUAUUAUUAUCUUUAUUUUCAAAAAGGCGCGUAUUUAUUAGCUAUUAUUUGUUAAAACCUUUUUUUGUAAUGUGUGAUAAUAACGGCACUGCUUUUCGCAAGCCAUGGGUUGAGAAAUAUCGUCCAUAUUCAUUAGAUGACCUUAUAUCCCAUGACGAAAUAAUUUUAACAAUCAAUCGCUUUAUAAGUCAAAAGCAGCUUCCACACCUUCUAUUUUAUGGACCACCUGGGACUGGAAAGACCAGUACAAUAUUGGCAUGUGCCCGACAACUUUACUCGCCGGCGCUGUUUAGGUCCAUGAUACUAGAGCUCAAUGCCUCCGAUGAUAGGGGUAUUGGAAUUGUUCGUGGCCAAAUUCUUAACUUUGCAUCUACGCGAACAAUUUUCUGCGAUACUUUCAAACUUAUUAUAUUAGAUGAGGCAGACGCCAUGACUAACGACGCUCAAAAUGCUUUACGACGCAUCAUUGAAAAGUACACGGACAACGUUCGUUUUUGUAUAAUUUGUAAUUAUCUAAGCAAAAUAAUACCAGCGCUACAAUCGCGGUGCACUCGUUUUCGCUUUGCGCCGCUGUCCCCUGAUAAAAUGAUACCUCGAUUGGAUCAAAUUGUUCAGUCGGAGGAUAUACAGAUUACAGAAAAUGGAAAGAAGGCUCUGCUAACUCUUUCAAAAGGCGAUAUGCGAAAAGUUCUGAACGUUUUACAGAGCACUGCUAUGGCAUUUGAUAUAGUCAACGAAGAUAAUGUGUACAUGUGUGUUGGCUAUCCUUUACGACAAGAUAUUGAAAACAUAUUGAAGGCCUUGCUUUCCGGGCACAACUUUGAGGCAUCAUUUCGAAAUGUGGUCGUUGCCAUGUGCGCUAGAGGUCUAGCGCUGGAAGAUAUAAUUACGGAGUUGCAUUUAAUUGUGAUGAGAUUGGAAUUACCGAUUUCGAUUAUGAAUGAAUUGAUUGUAAAGCUUGCACACAUCGAAGAACGUUUAGCAAAAGGUUGCACUGAUAUUGCAAAUACGGCAGCGUUGGUUUCUGCUUUUUUUAUAUGCCGUGACAUGGUUUCAUUGCAUAAGGAAUAAAGAUAAAAAGUUGCAUAAUAAACUGACAGCUGUUUAUAUAUAAAUAAAUUAUUAGCGUUUUCAUACAAUUAAUCUUUAUCCAAUUGUACUUUAUUCGAACAGUUUUAAAUUGGCAUGUCCCACCAUAAACCAUUUUGUAAAAUCGAAAAAUUCGUAAAGCUACCUAACUACACGCAGCAACAGGUUUUUUGCAUCUUGAGCAUCUAUAAACCAUAACAUAACCUCUCAAGUUUAGUGGAAACUGCCAGUUCUACCAACCCAACUCGCUCAAAUUUUUAAAUCAAACGAAGGAUUCCGCAGUAAAAAUAAGUUAAUACUUGUAGUGUUAAGAUGUAGCAUGAACUAAAAUUAAAAUUUUUUAAAUUGA